Messenger RNA from Nematolebias whitei (Rio pearlfish), 2167 nucleotides. Its product is annotated as vitamin D3 receptor B. The transcript has 10 exons. NCBI's taxonomy places the organism in Eukaryota, Metazoa, Chordata, Actinopteri, Cyprinodontiformes, Rivulidae. Gene Ontology annotation, molecular function: vitamin D response element binding; nuclear receptor activity; zinc ion binding. Gene Ontology annotation, cellular component: nucleus. The record is from RefSeq and is a predicted model, not a curated record. The coding region runs from base 614 to 1888 and encodes 424 amino acids. Gene Ontology annotation, biological process: cell differentiation; negative regulation of transcription by RNA polymerase II; positive regulation of transcription by RNA polymerase II.
UAACAAAAAAGUAAUGGCCAUCUAUUUGGGUCUCGAAAAAGGAAGCUUAGCCUAUUUUUCGUCGGACUGCUGUAGGUGUGUUCGAGUUUUUUGCGUGCUAGCGCGCGCGUUCGGCCGUUAGAGACCCCCGCGUGCGUUUUUGUAGUAAACCUUCGUGUCUCGCGGCUGCAGGGCCGUUGAGUAACUGCCAGAACUUGGCGCCGCGUUUAGGGUUAAAGCAGCCUGCUAGCCACGCUAACGCUAGCUACUACGACCGAUGCCGUGUGUGUGUGCGUGUGUGUGCGCGUGUGAGAGUGAAGCCCGUACGAGUUGAACGUUUUGUCUCCAAGUCUCCGCACAUUUAGUUCAGGUUUUUUUUUUUUUUUUUUUUAGCGCAGCGCGGUCGUUUGUCCUUUUCUGAGAUAACCCACUCUUACUUGAGCAACGCGAUGACGGAGACGCACUUUCGACCAUGAUGUUCAAGACGACGACCAACGACUACUUGAGAGGAUUUAAAAGCUAAAUCGAGCCUGUUUUCAUGGAGAAAAGUUGAGCUGAGGAUUAGCAACCUGGGAAAACCGAGGAAAGAUUUUAAGUCUUACGUAUUGUGCAAGGACAUGCUGAAACUCCAGUGAUGGAGCCUACCGUUGUGAGUACAUCCACUCUGCCCUCCGAUGAGUUUGAUAGGAAUGUGCCACGGAUCUGCGGCGUGUGUGGCGACAAAGCCACUGGCUUCCACUUCAACGCUAUGACCUGUGAAGGAUGCAAGGGCUUUUUCAGGCGCAGCAUGAAGCGUAAGGCCUCCUUCACAUGUCCCUUUAAUGGCAGUUGCACCAUCACCAAGGACAACAGGCGCCACUGCCAGGCAUGCAGGCUCAAACGCUGUGUGGACAUUGGCAUGAUGAAAGAGUUCAUUUUGACAGAUGAGGAAGUGCAGAGAAAGAAGGACCUGAUUCAGCGGAGGAAGGAGGAGGAGGCGCAACGUGAAGCAGAAAAGGAAGCACGCCGACCCAGACUCUCUGACGAACAGAGCCAAGUCAUUGCCACACUGGUGGAAGCACACCACAAAACAUAUGACGACUCCUACUCUGAUUUUUGCCGUUUCAGGCCUCCUGUGCGUGAAGGCCCGGUGACCCGAAGUGCCAGCAGAGCUGCCUCUCUCCACUCCUUCUCUGAUGCCUCCUCCGACUCUUUCAGUCACUCUCCAGAGUCUGUUGACACCAAAAUGAACUUCUACAACCUGAUGAUGUAUCAGGAGCAUGGCAACAGCCCUGACUCCAGUGAGGAGGAAGGCUCAGGCUUCUCGAUGCUUCCUCACCUGGCUGACCUGGUCUCUUACAGUAUACAGAAGGUCAUUGGCUUUGCCAAGAUGAUUCCUGGUUUCAGGGAGCUGACUGCUGAAGACCAAAUUGCUCUGCUCAAGUCCAGUGCCAUCGAGGUGAUCAUGCUGCGCUCAAAUCAGAGCUUCAACCUGGAGGACAUGUCCUGGAGCUGUGGAGGGCCCGACUUUAAAUACCAGAUCAGUGACGUCACUAAAGCGGGCCACACUCUUGAGCUGCUGGAACCACUGGUGAAGUUCCAGGUGGGCCUGAAGAAGCUCAGCCUGCACGAGGAGGAACAUGUACUGCUGAUGGCCAUCUGUCUGCUCUCCCCAGACCGCCCAGGCGUCCAGGACCAUGCACGGAUCGAAGCGCUUCAGGACCGGCUGUCUGAGAUCCUGCAGGCCUACAUCAGGCUUCACCACCCUAGCGGGCAGCUGCUGUAUGCCAAGAUGAUCCAGAAGCUGGCUGACUUGCGGAGCCUCAACGAGGAGCACUCCAAACAGUACCGCUCCCUGUCCUUCCGGCCGGAGCACAGCAUGCAGCUGACUCCGCUGGUGUUAGAAGUGUUCGGCAGUGAAGUUUCCUAGAUGCCUAAAGUUCUGGUGUAGAGCAGGAAGAUGGUAUGAGAUCCCACUGGGUAAAAUGGAGGGAGAGAGCUGAGAAUGCGCUGGAUGGACUAAAAGCGGGAGUGGUGUAUGAAGCAAGCAGAACAGAGAAAGUGUGUGUGUGCGUGCGUGCGUGCUAGUGUGUGUGUGUGUUCAUGUAUGUGAUGUCUAAAGAAAUCUUGCUUGGUUCGAAGACCAAGAAUGUUUGGAGAGCAAACAGAUGUUAACACAGUAAACAAGGGAAUGUCAUAUAGUACAAAU